UAUAAAAGUCACGCAGAGGCUGGAAUUGUAGCUGAGAUCGCAAAAGCUUCCACGAUGAGACUCAUUAUAGCCUUAGCUGCUGUCUGCAUAGUAGUGGUGUCUGCUGUGCCUCCUAAGGAAAAGUUUUUCUUCCUGGACGUUGGCGAGCUGUGUUUGGAGGGAGGCCAGUGCAAGAGUGGAUGUUGUAAGCGGGAAAAUCUGAUUGGCGCGCGCCGCUGUGCUGCUCUCUCCAGCGAGACCCAACUCUGCCAGUACGAUGGCAUCCGGGACGUGUACUACGAGUGUCCGUGCGAGUCGGGCCUCAAGUGCGACGUGGACCGCACCAUCGGUGGCAUCAUCGUCACCAAUGAUAUCGGCGUCUGCAUCGACCCCAACGACCCGUGAGGCAGCAGCAGCAGCAGCGGCAGCUCUUGACUCCACUACAAGGACGAGCACUUGCAACAUUCUCGCAGACCAAGCCGCGUAAUCACCUGCACACGGUUCACAUAUACACACGUCAGCAGCACACGAGACCAGCACAACGAGUGUCCACAUCGAAUGCGAGUGCAACAUUUGCUUUGUGAAAAACGUGCAACACCGUAGCCACGGUGACACCUAGCAGUGAGAUCGAAAACAUGCUGAACGUGACACUGAGUUUUACAGUUAAGAACACUGAAACAAAGUCAGCAGUCAUUGAGUUUUAAUACAUUCAACCAAAGGCACAGAUAGCUUACGAAAUAACACAAAUGGCAACGAUGUUUUGAUUGCCCAAAUAAAUCUCAUACAACAA
This is a messenger RNA of Lethenteron reissneri (Far Eastern brook lamprey), 769 nucleotides long. Its product is annotated as colipase B-like. The record is from RefSeq and is a predicted model, not a curated record. Lineage: Eukaryota; Metazoa; Chordata; Hyperoartia; Petromyzontiformes; Petromyzontidae. Gene Ontology annotation, molecular function: enzyme activator activity. Gene Ontology annotation, biological process: lipid catabolic process; digestion. Gene Ontology annotation, cellular component: extracellular region.